Didymodactylos carnosus is the source of this 630-nucleotide messenger RNA. The record is from the annotation of a GenBank genome assembly. NCBI's taxonomy places the organism in Eukaryota, Metazoa, Rotifera, Eurotatoria, Philodinida, Philodinidae.
AAUCAAAAUGCGCAAAUAGACAGAUUGGCGGCUAAAGUAUGCAUCAUUAUUGAAAAAAAGUACAAACCAUUCUUUGAUAUGUUGCCUUUUGUAGACUGAUAAUCGGCAGGAAAUAAAAAAACAAUCAACGACAUUUUCAUUCGCACUAAAGGAAUUAUCUUCACCAAAACGUAAAAUAAUAAACAAAUUAGAUAAAGCUGCAGAAUAUGGUAAAAAACGUGAAACGAGAAAAAACGCAGAAUCAAUAUCAAAAACAGACGAUACAUUCAGGCAUUCAGAGAAACAUAAUGUAGUAGAUAUACUUAAAAAUAACCUUCUUCAAGUAUUAGAACGUGAUGAGAAACUUGAUAAUUUAGUAGCUCGUUCAAAUGCUCUUAUGUUUGAAGCACAAACAUUUUGCAGGCGAAUCGCUUAUGAACCUAAAUCAGAUUAUCUUCAGACAUCAACUUCCGUCACUUCAGCCCAAUCCGAUGAUGAACUAAAUGAAAAAAUUCAAUCCUACACUAAAAAGAAAAAAAAAAGCAAAUUCAGCCCGCGAUCAGUAGAAAAACAAGAUGCUUAUCAUACCGAGAUACGCGAUUUAUUAUUAAUAGAUGUUACACCAUUAUCAAUUGGUAUUGAAAUAAUUAA